Molecule: messenger RNA, 1638 nt
Organism: Glycine soja
Lineage: Eukaryota; Viridiplantae; Streptophyta; Magnoliopsida; Fabales; Fabaceae
Product: protein DJ-1 homolog B-like
Exons: 7
Coding region: 85-1392 (435 amino acids)
Biological process (GO): guanine deglycation, glyoxal removal; protein deglycation, glyoxal removal
Cellular component (GO): cytosol; nucleus
Molecular function (GO): protein deglycase activity
Source: RefSeq, a predicted model, not a curated record
AGACGGGGCACAUGAAGGAGACACGUAGACAAACACACUAACACAGCGAGGCAGACAUAGGAAAGGGGGGGAAAAGGAGCAUAAAUGGCAUUGCGUCAUUUACGAUUCUUCCCUCACACACUUCCUCUAACUCUCACUCCCACUCCCAAUCCCAAUAACAGUAACCGUUUUUCCUUCUUCACUCCCUCACUCUCUUCCACCACGCUCAUGGCCACUGCUCACAAGGUCCUGGUUCCCAUCGCCGACGGCACCGAGCCCAUGGAGGCUGUCAUCACCAUCGACGUCCUCCGACGCUCCGGCGCCGACGUCACCGUCGCCUCCGCCUCCGACAACCUCGCCGUCCAAGCUCUCCAUGGCGUCAAGAUCAUCGCCGACGCCCCUGUCCGAGACGUCGCUGCCACCUCCUUUGACCUCGUCGCUCUCCCCGGAGGGUUACAGGGUGUUGAGAAUCUGAGAGACUGUAAAGUUCUGGAAGGGUUGGUGAAGAAGCAUGUUGAGGACGGACGGCUCUAUGCGGCGGUGUGUGCUGCUCCUGCGGUGGUGCUCGGACCUUGGGGUUUGCUGAAUGGGAAAAAGGCGACUUGUUAUCCUGCAUUGAUGGAGAAAUUGGCCGCUUAUGCAGCCGCUACUUCUGAGUCUAGGGUGCAGGUGGAUGGCAGAGUUGUGACCAGUCGUGCGCCGGGAACUACCAUGGAGUUUGCCAUCACUUUGAUUGAGCAGUUAAUUGGAAAAGAGAAAGCAGAUGAAGUUGCAGGUCCAUUGGUCAUGCAUUCCAAUCAUGAUGAUGAACAUACUUUUAAGGAGUUUAACCCAGUGCAGUGGACAUCAGACAAUCCACCCAAGAUUCUUGUACCAAUUGCAAAUGGUUCAGAGGAAAUGGAAGCUGUUAUCAUCAUUGAUAUUCUGCGAAGAGCAAAGGCAAAGGUUGUGGUUGCUUCUGUUGAGGAUAAACUAGAGAUUGUGGCAUCACGCAAAGUUAAACUGGAGGCAGACAUGCUCCUUGAUGAAGCAGCCAAACUUUCAUAUGACCUUAUUGUGUUACCUGGAGGACUUGGUGGUGCCCAAACUUUUGCAAACUCAGAAACCUUGGUGAGUUUGCUGAAAAAGCAAAGAGAAUCAAACAUAUAUUAUGGAGCAAUAUGUGCAUCCCCGGCUUUAGUCUUGGAGCCCCAUGGCUUGCUGAAGGGUAAAAAGGCCACUGCCUUUCCUGUAAUGUGCAACAAGUUAUCAGAUCAGAGUGAAGUAGAAAACAGGGUGGUAGUUGAUGGCAAUCUUAUUACCAGCAGAGGUCCAGGAACCUCCAUUGAGUUUGCAUUAGCUAUUGUGGAGAAGCUGUUUGGACGCAAGUUAGCACUAGAACUUGCAAAGGCAGUAGUGUUUGCACGCCCUUAGGAUUUUUGAACGCGAAGCUUUUUGUACCGAUGCAUUAUAGAUAUGUGUAUGGAUAAUUGAGUGUAUCUGAACCUUCUUGAGUUGUAAAAAUCACGAAUAUAAGUGGUUGCUAAUUACUUUGAUAUCUCAUUGGUAGUUGCUUUCCGACUGCCGUGGAAUCUAAAUUUUACUUGAAUGAAAGGAGAGUGCUGUGGUUUUAAUGCUGUGUAAGAUAAGAUGGUUUUAGUGUUUUUCUUUUUUCUUUUC